AGACCUGGCGCUCCGUGCAUUCUCCGUGUGGUCCCUGACCUCAUCUCUUUGUAACUCCGGAAGCAUUUACACGAGCCUCGGGGACUAGUCUCUGCUGCACGCAGCAAGCCGGCUGCUGCUUCCAGCCCCCAGUCUCAGGGCUCAUCGGACUCUCUCCUUUUCUUAUAGAAACACCCAAUGCCAGCUACCAGGCCAGCCCGGCCUGGUCACAGCGCCUCUUUCACCGUCUCGGUCUGUAUCCUUCUAACUCUUGCUGUUCUGACCUUGACAGGAUUUGUAUAACCUCUAGAGAAAAAUCAGUGAAAUUUGCAUUGGCCUCAUAAAAGUUCCACGGCCUUUUACUCUAUGUUGGGAAGGCUGAGUAGUUUUGAAAGAUGCAGCCGCCCUAUGAAAAUGAGUAUCUGUUUCUUCUUCACGUAGACAUCAGCCUGCAUGGGAUUUAAACACUGUGCUAAAAGGAGUAAAAGUGUUAGGACAUAAAACAUGCAAAUAUAAAAAAGUACUAAAAAGGAGGCCAUAAAUUGGACUUCGUAAAGUAUUAGCGGACUUAUUAACCACCUGUUGGGCGGAUUGCUUCUGCAGAUUGUAAACUCAUUCAUUAUAAAUGUUGUGUGAGCUUAAUUCUUAAGUUAGUGUCCUUGACUCCAAAAACUCUCUGUGGGUUCUAACUUUACUUCUGAUUUUUGUACUCUGGUUCUUUGCAUGCAAUUUAUUUCUACUGGCAUACUAUUUUCACAUGAGAGAAAUCAGUUUCUAAUCUUGGCAGGGAAAAACCCCACCAAAUUCUCAAGUAUUUUUAUUGGUUAUUUAAAAUACUUUUUCUAAUUUUAAAAUUAUUUUAAUUACCAAAGUAAUAGCCAGCCUAAAAAGGUUAAGCAAUAUAAACUUGUAUGAAGCAAACAAUGAGAGCUUUUGCCCUCGUCCUAGCCGCCAUUUCCUUCCCUAUAAAUUUGUGUGUAUCUUUUCUGGGUAGUAGGCACACAAGCAUACACACGGUCACAUAUAUAGACGUAUAUUACUCUAUGCACAUAGGCACACAAACUCAGUUUUUAUUUACUUAAAUGGGGAUUACGAUUAUGCUAAAAAAUAUGCUGCCAGUUGGUUUUUUAAAAACAAUACAGUUGACCCUUGAACAACAGGGGGUUUAGGGGAGCCCACCCUCCAGGAAGUCGAAAAUCCAAGCAAUUUAUAGUCGGCCCCCUGUAUCUGUGUUUCCUCAGCAUCUGAGGUUCCUCCACCCACCUUUCUGCCUCCUCAGAUUCAACCGGUUCCUGGGUAGUGUAGUAAUGCAGUUACUUUUGGAAAAAAUGCACAUAUAAGGGGACCCGUGCAGUUGAAACCUCCACUGCUGAGGGUCAGUGGUGUAUCACUCACAUCUCACGUAUUCACACUGAACUUAAAACAAUAGGAAAGACUUUCAGCCCUUACCUUAGAGGCACCUCUUUGGGAUAGUAUAUAACACCAAUAAUUUUAUGGGAACCCUAAACAGUUGCAACUUGGUUUUGUGUCCUCUAGUAAUAAGUUUAUAUGAUUAAUUAUAUUUUUUUACACAUGGCAGGAAGAACAAUCGUUGGGACUCCUGAUGAAGAAACCAUGGACAUAGUACUUGCAAAAAACUACUCGGAAAUGGUGGGAAUUGUGUUUAAUGAUACUCACUCAUAUUGGCUGAAGUUUAGCUGGGGACAUAGAAUCCCAGUUAUGAGAGAACACUUUGAAUACUCAGAACAUUGCUGGGCUAUGCGUGAUGAAAUUUUUUGUUCCUUGACAACAUACUGGCAAAGAGGGUUUGUGGCUUUUCAAACCACAAUUAAUGCUGCAGUUAUAGAAGUCACAACAAAUCGUUCUGUGAUGGAAGAGUUGACAUCAGUUAUUGGAAUAAAUAUCAGUAUACCCCCUUUCAUUUCUAAUGAAGAAACUACAAAUGGAUGGUUUAUUUUUAUUCGUGUAGUUUAUUUCUCCCCUUUUGUAUAAUCAUUAAACAUUACAAAGGAAUGA
This is a messenger RNA of Orcinus orca (killer whale), 1995 nucleotides long. RefSeq names its product ATP-binding cassette sub-family A member 10. Lineage: Eukaryota; Metazoa; Chordata; Mammalia; Artiodactyla; Delphinidae. The record is from RefSeq and is a predicted model, not a curated record.